AUGCAUCGGUAUUUUUCUAAAAGACCAAGGAACGAUUCAACAACUACAAGUGCUCCAAAUGAUAGUAGUAUUGCAAUUCCGAAUCCGAUCAUGAACCAAGAGAGAAUUAAUGUUGCAAGUGGUGAAUCUAGUGCGGAAAACAUAGAUCGUGACCCGGGAAAGCGGAGACCUAUUGUUGAGUAUGAAGUCCAAGAUAGGGAUCGCAUUCGAAGAGAAUACAUCUCGAAGGGACCUUUUCAACCAAAAGGCCACGUCUUUAAGAAAAGCUCAUUUGGUAAGGAGAAAAGGAGUUUCCAAAGUAAUUGGUUUGAAAGACAUGCUUGGUUGGAGUAUAGUGUGGAGAAAGAUGCAGCAUUUUGUUUUUGGUGUUAUCUUUUUAGGCCUAUUAAUGACAAUCGGUUUGGCGAUGAUGUAUUUGUGAGCACAGGAUGUAAAAAUUGGAAAAAGGCUCUUGCUAUUUUUAGAGAACAUGAGGGUUCAGUUAAUAGCACACAUGAUCAGGCCAGAAUACUUUUUGAAGGAUUUAAAAAUCAAAGACAAAGUGUUGAAUAUAAUUUGACGAAAUUUGAUAAGGAAGAUGAAGUCAACUAUCAAAUUCGUUUGACUGCUUCUUUAAAUGUGACUCGAAUAUUGUUGAAACAAGGGUUGGCUUUUCGGGGAAAUGAUGAAUCAUUGGAGUCUGAAAAUAGGGGAAACUUUCUAGAGAUACUUGAGUGGUUGCGUGAGCAGAAACUUGAGGUAGCAGCGGUGACGUUGGAGAAUGCUCCUCGCAAUAAUCAGAUGGUUAGUCCUUUAGUUCAAAAGGAAUUGACAAAUUGUUGUGCCGUUGAAACUACAAAAGUUAUUUUGGAAGAUAUGAAAAAUCGCAAUUUCUCUCUUUUGGUUGAUGAAGCACGCGAUGCAUCGGUUAAAGAACAAAUGGCUUUGGUUUUGAGGUAUGUUAACAAUGAUGGAGAGAUUGUAGAAAGAUUCUUAGCCUUGGUUCAUGUCACCGAUACCACAGCAAAAUCAUUGAAGGAAGGGAUUGACUUAGUAUUUGCUAAGCAUGAUUUAUCUUUGUCACGUUUAAGAGGUCAAGGUUAUGAUGGUGCAUCAAAUAUGCGGGGUGAGUUCAAUGGUUUGAAAUCACUUAUAUUGAAGGAAAAUCCAUCUGCCAAGUACAUUCAUUGUUUUGCCCAUCAACUUCAAUUGGUAGUGGUAAAUGUUACAAAAGCACAUGGUGCUGUAAGUGAUUUUUUUACCAUUGUUACUAUGAUUGUCAACACAUGUGGAUCAUCUUGUAAAAGAAAGGACAAGCUACGGCAGCUUGAGCAUGAAAAACUUGUCGAAGGUCUAGAAAGUGGAGAAAUUAAAAGUGGAAGAGGUUUAAAUCAAGAGACGAGUUUAAAGCGACCAGGCGACACUCGAUGGGGGUCACACUUCACUACUUUGCUUCGUUUGAAAAGCAAAUGGUCGUCGAUAAUUGAAGUGCUUGAAAAUGUGUUUGAAGAUGGUUCUAAUAAAGAUAAUAGUGGAAUAUCAAAAACUUUGGUCAUGAAGAUGGUGAGCUAUGACUUUGUUUUUAUUUUACACUUGAUGAUAGAGUUGCUUGGGACAACGAAUGAUUUGUCAACAAUUCUACAACUUGGAGAUCAAAAUAUCGUUCAAGCUACAUCUUUGAUACAACCAAAAGGACUUUGCGAGAUUUGA
Salvia hispanica is the source of this 1689-nucleotide messenger RNA. The record is from RefSeq and is a predicted model, not a curated record. NCBI's taxonomy places the organism in Eukaryota, Viridiplantae, Streptophyta, Magnoliopsida, Lamiales, Lamiaceae.